Phlebotomus papatasi is the source of this 2051-nucleotide messenger RNA. RefSeq names its product zinc finger protein 391-like. The record is from RefSeq and is a predicted model, not a curated record. The transcript has 2 exons. Gene Ontology annotation, molecular function: RNA polymerase II cis-regulatory region sequence-specific DNA binding; DNA-binding transcription factor activity; zinc ion binding. Gene Ontology annotation, cellular component: nucleus. NCBI's taxonomy places the organism in Eukaryota, Metazoa, Arthropoda, Insecta, Diptera, Psychodidae. Gene Ontology annotation, biological process: regulation of transcription by RNA polymerase II. Bases 105 to 1436 code for a protein of 443 amino acids.
GCCUUUUAGGUUGCUAACCCCUUGCUCCAAAACCAAAACAAAAUCGUCUCCAUGUGUUGUUAAAAUUUAUUUUCUUCUUGAUAAAAUCCCCGUGGUGUUUGCAAAUGCAUCCCAGUUCUAAGAAAAUAUGUCGUUCAUGCUUGGAGGACAAGGGAAAAUUGAGAUCAAUUUUUGCCACGAGCAGAAGGCUCGGAGUAACUCCGCUGGAAAUGUUUCAGUCAAUCGCAAACAUCCAGGUGUCCAAGGAUGAUGGCCUUCCUGGUGUCAUCUGUUACAGCUGCCUGUAUCGGCUGGAAAAUUCUUACAAGUUCAAAAUUGUGUGUGAAUCCUCUGAUUAUUAUUUGAGGGAAUGCCUUUCGCAGAAGGAUAGGGAGUCCCUGGAGGGAAGGGAUUCUAGUGGGAAAGAUGCAAAGAGAGAAUCUGGGAUUGUUGAGAAAGAAACCAAAGUAACACCAAUGAAGAGAGAUGGUUAUUCGAUAGCUAGUCUUAUGCCAGAAUUUGAAGAGGAGAAAAGUGGACAGAAACCCGGAAGGAGGAAGAGAAAAGGCCAGGGGAUUAAAUUGCCGCAGACUUGCUACAAGUGUGGGAAGACUUUUCAGUAUCACGGGUACUUGACUGCCCAUCUGCGAACUCACACGGGAGUUAAACCUUUUGAGUGUGGCAUUUGCAAGAAAAAAUUCGCUCAAACCGGAAAUCUGCAACUCCACAUGAGGACACAUACCCAGGAGAAGAGAUUUCAGUGUGAAAUCUGCAGUCGCUUUUUUACAACGUCCAGCAAUCUCUACGCCCAUCAGAGGACUCAUUCCGUCGACAGGGACUUUGCGUGCUUGGCCUGUCCGAAAGCCUUCAAAUCUUCCGGAGAACUGGCCAGUCAUGCAAUUACUCACAGCUCCGUCAAGACUCGGGUAUGUAAAAUUUGCAAUAAGGCAUUUGCCAAGACUUCGUAUUUGAAUCUCCACAUAAAUACGGUUCAUGUGGGCAUUAAGAGGCAUCGGUGUACGGAAUGUGGGAAAGAAUUCUCCAGUAGUUCCAAUCUUACUUGUCACUUUCGCAUCCAUACCGGGGAAAAGCCAUUCAUUUGCAAAAUUUGUGGGGAUAAAUUCAAUCAGUCGUCAGCUCUUAUUCGACAUACCAGGCAGCAUACAGAUGGCAAGAAAGUUGUUCCGAGGGAAGGGGUAGAUAAGAUGGGUAGUGCUGAUGGCUCUCGGAAACCCGGAAGCUACCCCGAAACUGAAGAAAUCCCCCAAAAUCCCAUUCCUGUCCCCGCUGUCACAUAUUCUUCGUACUAUUUGAAGCUCCAUGAAUCCCAGGAGACACCUACGGGAAUUAUUCUCUGUGAUCCACCUCCGGAAACUACCUAUGAAUUCCCCAAAGCACCCACACUUGAAUACAUCAAGAGUUACCCGACAUUUUCAUUUAAUUCUCUGACACAGUGAAAAAGUUUCUCAACAACUGGAACUGGAUCCGGAUUCAGGGCCAAAUUGUUCACCAGCGAUAACCAUUGCUUCCUGGGCCAUGGGCAUGAGGAUUUCCGUUGCAGCUGAAAAGAUGUUCAGAGAACCUUUUGUAAAAGACAAUUUUAUUUCAAUGAGAAUUCUCUGGAAAUUACUCAGUUUUCCGUAUUUCAUCCCUAAUUCCAUCCAAGGCUGCAUCUGUGACAUAUCCGGACCCUGAUCUUGUCUCCUGAUCCUCACUCGUUCCCCAAUGGGAUACAAACGUGCACUCCUGGCCAAGAGUCCCAAACAGACAAAUACUAAAAGUAGCCUCAUACCUUCCAGUCCACUGUUCUCUGUUCUCAAUCCUCAGUCACUUUUAUAAGUUCUUCUUUCACCUAAAAAAGCCCUGAAAUACUAGAAAUUGAUAACAAGUCGCAGCACAAUUCAGAAAAAAAACUCUAAUUAGAAUACUUGACAAAGUAUUGAUAAUAUUAUUGCAAUUCGUACAAUUUUUUCUUUUAUUAUUCAAUUCCGAGACAAUUUUUAUUUAUACGUAAAGCCUCUAUCUAAGGAAGUGCUUCCGGAAUGCAAUUGUUAUUACAAUUUUUUUUUUUU